GAUUUGGCAGCUUUGUUAGCUGAAAUCAGAUAUUAAAGAAAACAAAUGCGUCCGGUGCGUGACGAACAGGAAUGCCUAAAAAUUAGGAAAUGACAAACGCUACAACAAAAUGGCUGAACAAUAUUGGAAAAAAUGGAUGAGACUCACGUUUAUACCAUUCGUUCUCCUAACAACUACUUUUGCCGAUUUCACCACAGAAUGCCAAAGGCCUUGUGAUUGCCGCUGGCAGUCGGGAAACAAAGCGGCUAUUUGCUCAAAUUCAAGUUUAAAAAUAAUUCCAGCAAAUUUAAGUAGUGAUAUACAAAUAUUAGACUUAUCAAAUAACAAUUUACAACAAUUACAUCAAGAAGCUUUCAAAAAAGUAGGACUUAGUAAUCUUAAAAAGCUAUUUCUUAAAGAGUGCAAUAUAGAAUUGGUUCAUAAAUCAGCCUUCAUAACACUAGCAAUAAUGAUCGAACUAGAUUUAUCUAAAAACAGAAUACGGCAUCUACACGCGGAUACGUUCAAAGGCACUGAGAAGUUGAGAUUAAUAAACUUGAGUAAUAACUUUAUUGAUAAGUUAGAAGACGGCACAUUCCGUAACUUGAAAUAUCUACAGAAGGUGGAAGUAAGUAAUAACAGGAUAGUGCGGAUUGGUACUAAAGCUUUCCAAAACUUGCCCCAGUUGAAAAUUCUCAGGUUUGACGGGAACAAUCUGAACCAUAUGAAGCCCGAAACUUUGAUGGGGCUGAGAAAUUUAUCCGGCUUGGAUUUACACAACAACCCAUGGCGUUGCGAUUGUAACCUGCAAACGUUCAGGGAUUGGGUCAUCAGUCAUAAUUUGUACACGCCACCGACUUCGUGCGCGGAACCGACCACCAUCCGGGACAAACUUUGGAAUGAAUUAGACUCGUCCAACUUCGCUUGCCGGCCUACUAUACUCGAACCUCUACCAGACGCAACGGUGAAAAGUUACGAGGAGAACGUGACUUUGAGUUGCAAAGUUGUUGGGAAUCCAACACCUGAGGUAGUGUGGCGAUUUAACGGAAAAACGAUCGAGCCGAGAGCAUUCGGUGAAAUAAGAUACGUCAUCACUGAGAAUACUGUAGAUUUAAUACGCUGGGUGAACCUAACGAUACUUCAUGCCAGAUAUGGUGAUAGAGGCAAUUACACUUGUAUAUCUGAAAACCCUGGUGGUCGCGAUGAAAAGACGUUAAUACUAGUAUUGUCUAAAUAUUCCGGAGUCGGAACGAUAGCAGGAAUGGAUGCAGAUUCCUUUGCCAUACUAGUUGGUUGUCUUGUAGCUAUAGUGAUAAUUUUUGGAGCAGCGCUGAUAGUCUAUUAUCAUACGACACAAAAUAACGAAAUAAAAAGACUGAUUAAAACAGAUACUCGUUCUUCAAAUGGCGAGGCUUUAAUUGACGGUUUAGUGGCGUCUGAAAUAGAGAAUGGUUUUAAGGCCGAGGUAAAUCCUAUAAUGAAGCCUCCAAGGAAAAGCGAUGCCACACCGUCCGUUCCCAAUAAGGCGACUGAGGUGUCAGAACUGAAUAAAACAUUAUUAGAUAACGACCCCAUAUUAGCAACAACUGAAGGAAGUCGGCAUCAAGAGGUGGAGCUGCCUAGGAUUUCUCAAGAAACAUUGCUGAUGGACCGACUCAGCCAAGAUCAUCAGGCUUACCCUCCAGACCUUUUGUCUUUUCCACUCAGAGGCAGUACCCAAAUAUCUCCGGCUGGUGGCAGCUCAUCAGGUCAAGAGAGACUUGGUCUUGCUUCAACAGAAAGUCCACUAAAAUCUCCCGGUUACGGAGUAGCUGCGAUCAACCCAGCAUAUUCCAGAUUCCAAUCCCCUACUGCAGGUGCAACUUCUUUGAUCAACAGUAAAGGAAUGACUGGAUAUGUUACUUUACCAAGACGACCGAGAGGAGACAUACCAGACAGCAGUUUACGACCCCAAAUGUUUUCCACAGUAAACGGAAUUGUUCCUUCGUAUGACAGUUUCAAUUCCAAAUUCUUCAACUACGGUGGACAUUACUAUAGUCUUAAUAAAAGUGAAAUGGACAUUGGUCCUUAUGGUAAAAUGAGUUCUGGUUUUAAUGAUUCUGAGGAGCUAGAACCGGCUCCCUCUCCAGCUCCUGGAACUCCUCAUGCUACGAUACCAAGAAACAGCUUAAGCUCGCCGAAUAUUCAUAAUCAGCUUUUGAUGCUGCAAGCAAUGUCCAUGAAUGCUCAAGCCAGAUUUUCGAAAACGUCUGAACAUAGACCUUUAAAAGUCAUGCUGUCGGAAAGUGAAAGUCUCCUUAAGAAUCCUUCCGAUUUGAGAGUUGCCUACAGUGUCAACGUUGUAAGUGGUACAUUAGGCAGGACAAAGGCAGUGCACAUACCUCCGACUAGAAAAAGGAGUUCUUGUGAAGUGAAAGAACCUUUCUUAUUGAACACUGGAGAUAAUGCAACUCAGCCUAUUAAUGUCCCCACUGCUGGGGUACAGGGCUUUCCUAUGGAUGGAAUAGGGGCAUUGGGCCAUGACCCGUCACGCGGGCCCAGUGCGGAUUGGUGGGUGCUAACGACUGCAGAUGCAGCCGGGAACAACGGCUUAACGUGCCUUCCGAAGCACGGAGGAGCUCGAGAUAGUAAUUUUUGGUCACCCAUCCAAUGA
Messenger RNA from Chilo suppressalis (striped riceborer), 2632 nucleotides. Lineage: Eukaryota; Metazoa; Arthropoda; Insecta; Lepidoptera; Crambidae. The record is from the annotation of a GenBank genome assembly.